This is a messenger RNA of Plasmodium gonderi, 726 nucleotides long. Its product is annotated as NSFL1 cofactor p47. NCBI's taxonomy places the organism in Eukaryota, Apicomplexa, Aconoidasida, Haemosporida, Plasmodiidae. Gene Ontology annotation, cellular component: cytosol; nucleus. The coding region runs from base 1 to 726 and encodes 241 amino acids. The record is from RefSeq and is a predicted model, not a curated record. Gene Ontology annotation, biological process: proteasome-mediated ubiquitin-dependent protein catabolic process; membrane fusion; nuclear membrane reassembly. Gene Ontology annotation, molecular function: ubiquitin binding. The transcript has 2 exons.
AUGUCGAAUAUAAGAUCCCUAAGUGACCUGAGGAAGGACGAGAAAAAAAACAAGGAACGGGUGGCGCAUUAUACGGGUGGCCAGAACAGUGGAUUGGAAGUGCAGAAUUCAGAUGAAGACAUGGGUUCAAGUUUUUUCACAUCUAAAUUACCUGAAAAUUGUAGACAUAUCACAUUAUAUAAAAAUGGAUUCAUAGUAGAUGAAGGAGAAUUUAGAGAUCUCCAAAUUGAAGAAAAUAAAAAAUUUAUGCAAAAUAUUGAAGCAGGAAUUUUACCAAAAGAAUUAGCAGGAAAAGAUAAAACUAUAAAUGUAGCAAUUAAGGAUAAAAGUAACCAAAUAUAUAGCAAAGAAAAAUUAGAGGAAAAUAAUUUAAUCUAUAAAGGACAAGGUGUUAAAUUAAGGUCAGAUAAUCAAUCAAGUAUAACUGAAGAGGAAAUAAAUAAAUUAACAUCAGCUACUACUCCAAGUGAUAUUAAAAACAUUCAUGUAGAUGAUACCAAACCAGUUACUACUUUACAUGUUCGAUUAUAUAAUGGCAGAAAAAUCUCGCACAAAUUUAAUUACGAUCAUACAGUAGAGGAUUUGUUUCAAUUUGUUUAUAGCUAUACCCCUGUAAGCUUUUCUCUUUCUUUUGAUUUUCCUUUGAAACUUAUUGAUAGAACAGAUAAGACAUUACAUGAAGCCAACUUACUGGAUACUUUAAUUACACAGAAGCUUACACAUUAA